AUGGCCGAGGGCGGCGGGGGCGCGCGGAGGAGGGCGCCGGCGCUGCUGGAGGCGGCCCGCGCGCGCUACGAGAGCCUGCACAUCUCGGACGAUGUGUUCGGCGAGUCGGGCCCGGACAGCGGCGGGAACCCUUUCUACAGCACGUCGGCCGCCUCGCGCUCCUCCUCGGCCGCCUCCUCGGACGACGAAGCCGAGCGCCCCGGGCCCGCGCGGGGUCCCGGCGCCCCGACUCCCGGCACCCCAGCCGCGCAGGAGUCGGAGGAGGACGAGGCCGGCGCGGGCUGGAGCUCCACGCUGCGGGACCGCCCGCCCCCGCGCUUCGAGGACACCGGCGGUCCCACGCGGAAGAUGCCGCCCAGCGCCAGCGCCAUGGACUUCUUCCAGCUCUUUGUCCCUGACAACGUCCUCAAGAACAUGGUGGUGCAGACCAACCUGUACGCCAAGAAGUUCCAGGAGCGGUUCGGGAGCGACGGGGCCUGGGUGGACGUGACGCUGGCGGAGAUGAAGGCGUUCCUGGGCUACGUGAUCUCCACCAGCACCUCCCACUGCGAGUCGGUCCUCAGCAUCUGGAGUGGCGGCUUCUACAGCAACCGCAGCCUCGCCCUGGUCAUGAGCCAGGCCCGCUUCGAGAAGAUCCUCAAGUACUUCCACGUCGUGGCCUUCCGCUCCAGCCAGACCACGCACGGCCUCUACAAGGUCCAGCCCUUCCUGGACUCCCUGCAGAAUGGCUUCGACUGCGCCUUCAGGCCUUCCCAAACCCAGGUGCUACAUGAACCCCUGAUUGAUGAGGACCCUGUGUUCAUUGCCACGUGCACGGAGCGGGAGCUGCGGAAGAGGAAAAAGCGGAAAUUCAGCCUCUGGGUCCGGCAGUGCUCUUCCACCGGCUUCAUCAUCCAGAUUUACGUCCACCUGAAGGAAGGCGGGGGCCCCGACGGGCUGGACGCACUGAAGAACAAGCCGCAGCUGCACGGCAUGGUGGCCCGGAGCCUGUGCCGGACCGCGGCCGGGAAGAACUACAUCAUCUUCACGGGGCCCAGUAUCACCAGCCUGACCCUGUUUGAGGAGUUUGAAAAGCAGGGGAUCUACUGCUGCGGCCUGCUCAGCUCCAGGAAGAGUGACUGCACCGGCCUGCCGCCGUCCAUGCUGAGCAGCCCGGCCACGCCGCCCGCCCGGGGCCAGCACAGCAUCCGGAUGAAGGGGAGCAUGUCCCUGAUCUGCUGGUACAACAAGGGGCACUUCCGCUUCCUGACCAACGCCUACUCGCCCGUGCAGCAAGGAGUCAUCAUCAAGCGGAGGAGCGGGGGGAUCCCCUGCCCCCUGGCCGUGGAGGCCUUUGCCGCGCACCUCAGCUACAUCUGCAAGUACGACGACAAGUACAGCAAGUAUUUCAUUUCUCAUAAACCAAACAAGACCUGGCAGCAGGUGUUCUGGUUUGGCAUCAGCAUCGCCAUCAAUAACGCCUACAUCCUGUACAAGAUGUCGGAUGCCUACCACGUGAAGAGGUACAGCCGGGCCCAGUUCGGAGAGAGACUUGUGCGAGAGCUGCUGGGCCUGGAGGACACCUCUCCGAGCCUCUGAUGCCGAGGGCACGGCCUGGGUUAGGUAAGGACCAGGUCCAGGGAGGGGAGGGGGAGCCUGACGUCCCACCUGCGGGCCAGAGACCCGGAAACGCCCUGCACUGUGGCUGCGGCCCGGGAGGGGUGCUCGGGGCCUCUGGAGGGACCAGGACGGGCCUGGUCGGAGGACGGCGCCAUCCCGCUUUCCACGCAAGGACGAUCAUGGCCUCCCUCCGGAGCGUGGCCACUGCCUCGGAGCGAGCACCGGCAGGUGUGGCCCCGCGUCAGACCCUCCGGGCCACCAGCGUGGGGCAUGGCACUCUCCCCGCGGGAGAGCCCGCUCAGCACAGAGGACGUGGGAGGGCUGCUGCCACCGGGGGCGCCAGGGACGGGCUGAGAUAAGCCGGUUUGCGUUCUGCUUGGUGAAGAUGGAAAGACACCUGUCUGUGACUGCAGGUGAUGGGAAGCGAGCCGGGUGGGCCCUGCGCGGCUGGGACUGCUCAGGUGUGUGUGGGAGCCCCAAGAGUUUUCGAGCGUUUGCCUCAGACGGGCAGCUUAAAACAGGGCUCGUAGAAGAAGAAACACAACCAGGCACCAUUAAGAGGCAGUGACAGUGUGGGGAGUGGGGCACUCUGAUGCGUACACAAGAUGUCCCUGCCCGUCCCUGUGUGGCUGGUGGACGGGGAGAAAGGGAGAAUGGUGACAGAAUGGCAGUGAAGUGUGAUGCUGGUUUUUAUUUUUAAAUAUAUCUUCAGUUUAUUUUCUUACUGUUGCUUAAGAUCUUCUGUAAAAGGAAAUGUCCCUCUUCUUUUCUGCCCUCUCCAUCUCACCCUCCCACCCCACCCUGUCGUGGCUCCUUGCAUGAUCACGGGCCUAGGCCUGGGCCAGAAAGGGCACCCCGCGUCCAUCAGACCCUGGGGGCCUGCGGGCCUUGAGCUUUGCACAAACAUCAUCAUUGGCAGAAUUACUUGUUUUGGAAAAUACAUAGCAUGGUUGAGACAACAGAAUGUCUCUGUGGAUGACCACUUGCUAACUCCCUCGUGUGGUCACCAGACAGUGUCAGCCAGCCUCACGGCACCCCUUGAAAUGGUGUGGUGGGCAUUGGCAAACCCACCAGCUGUACCAGCUGGGCUGGGCGUGAUUCCUGUGGGCCAGGGACCUGCUCACCACCAGCCUGAAGGCCUACGUGACGAGCCCGGCUGUCAGCAAGGGCUUUGCUCACUUCCCGGAACACCUGGGGCUUUUCUGAACCAAGGUCCACGGAUCUCCCUGGGAGACCUCGGCCAGGGUGGUCGGCUGGUCUGGCUGUCCCCACGACAAGACACAAGUAAUUUCUGGAGUUCCAUGAUCCCCCUUCAACCCAGUUUAUGUCGCCCCCUUAUUUUUACAGAUAAACCUCCUCUACUCAGGCUUUGGGACACUCUUCCUUGUUGUCGCUCAGUUAAUUAAAAGUGUUGCCGGCGGCAUGUUCCCAACUCACAUCAUGUCUGUGCCCGGGUUCACGACGGUCACCUCGCCCUGUGGUUUUAAUUCGAUGCCACGGAUUGUAGGCUAAAUUUUAAAUUGUGUUUCAAAACACCUUUGCCGUGUCCUUUAAUUGGAUUGAAAGCACUUUUACCACAUGGAGAAAUCUAUUUUUAAUUUGUGAUGCUUUUCUACAAGGUCCACUAUUUCUGAGUUUAAUGCGUUUCCAACACUUAGGGAGACUCUAAUGAAAGCUGAUGAAUUUUC
Molecule: messenger RNA, 3287 nt
Organism: Hippopotamus amphibius kiboko
Lineage: Eukaryota; Metazoa; Chordata; Mammalia; Artiodactyla; Hippopotamidae
Gene: PGBD5
Product: piggyBac transposable element derived 5
Exons: 7
Coding region: 1-1578 (525 amino acids)
Biological process (GO): non-replicative DNA transposition
Cellular component (GO): nucleus
Molecular function (GO): transposase activity
Source: RefSeq, a predicted model, not a curated record